UCAGUGAGUGAAUCCAAUAGCUGGAAACUUGUUGGGUCCUGUGCUUUGCAGAUCCGGUCCUGAAUGUCACUAUCUUCACCUGGGAUGGCCCUUAACGAGGAAAUAAAAAUAAGUCCUCAAACAUGGCGGAGACUGAUUGAAAUCUAAGCUCUGAGACACGCCAGAGGGGAGGGGAAAGACACAGACUGUAAAAAAAAGCAGCCCUCGAUUGGAACAAAUAUCAUUGUCCUUGGAGACUUCUGAUCCUAAGGCAUGCUGGGCGUUGAGGUCACUAAUUGGAUUUAAAACUUGACAAUUACUUGGAAUUGAUGAAUGACGGGGAAAGGGACAUUGCAGCUUUCAGAGCUGUGAUGGGGACUGAAGCCUAAAUGUGUGUGGAACAGUUUUAAGUCACCAGCAAUUUGUCCUUCACAAAAGCACAAACCUUUUGAAGGAUUCAGAUCCGAGCUGAUUUGAGUCCAUCGACAGCGUCUUCUGUACAAUGAGAAAACCAGGACCUCAAAAAGUGUUUGAUGUCCCAUCACAGUCUGAAAUUUGAGCACAUCUGUCAACAGGAGUAUUAACACAAUCCCAUCUACUGUUUGAGACAUUCUCUUGAAUUUAAGUUAUAGAUUGGAAAGAUGGAAAACGACAAAAGUAUGCUCGGAGUGGUCGCCCAUCGAAUACUCCAUCUCCAUAUCAAGGUCAUUUCAGUUGGGACAAAUACCUUAAGGAGACAGGCGCUGUUGCUGCCCCUCCCCAUUGCUUUCAGCAGUCGUUUAUUCCACCUGUAAAUGAGUUCAAGAUUGGAAUGAAGCUGGAAGCUCAGGAUCCCCGGAACGUCACCUCGACCUGCAUCGCUACCGUUGUGGGAAUCACGGGCGCUCGCUUGCGACUGCGUCUCGAUGGCAGCGACAACAAAAAUGAUUUCUGGCGGCUGGUGGACUCUGCUGAAAUUCAACCAAUUGGAAAUUGCGAAAAGAAUGCAGGAAUGCUUCAGCCACCUCUAGGCUUUCGACUGAAUGCCUCUUCAUGGCCCAUGUUCUUGCUGAAAACUCUAAGUGGAGCAGAAAUGGCACCGGUCAGAAUAUUUCACAAGGAACCACCAUCACCUUCGCAGAACUUUUACAAAGUGGGGAUGAAACUAGAGGCAGUCGACCGGAAGAAUCCACAUUUUAUUUGCCCAGCAACGAUUGGAGAAGUGAGAGGCUCUGAAGUGUUGGUGACGUUCGAUGGCUGGCGAGGUGCUUUUGAUUACUGGUGUCGAUAUGACUCUCGGGACAUGUUCCCUGUGGGAUGGUGCUCUCUGACCGGAGAUAACCUGCAACCGCCAGGAACAAAGGUGGCCAUCUCAAAGAAUCUAUCCACGCCGUCAGAGGUGAAUUCAGAGAAGCAGAGCAUGCAGACUUCGGUGGACGUCAUUUCGGAGCGACUUACCGUUCAGCGGGGCCGCAAGCCGCGGAGGAAGAAAAGCCGUACGGUCCAGCCACCCUGUGUGCACAAAGCCGAAAUGCAGCACCCUGUCCCCUCGCUCACCAAACCAGUGGAACCAUUAAAAAUCCCAAAGAAAAGAGGCCCAAAGCCUGGGAGCAAGCGGAAACCCCGUGCCCUAACGAAUCCUGUGCCAACCUCCCCUACCUCGAGUACUCCAGAACCAGACACAAGUACAGUUCCUCAAGAUGCAGCCACUAUCCCCAGCACAACCAUAAUGCAGUCUCCAACAGUCUGUGUUUACUUGAACAAAAAUGGCAAUGCAGGACCACACCUAGACAGAAAAAAGGUACAGCAACUUCCAGAUCACUUUGGACCUGCUCGAGCUUCAGUUGUUCUGCAACAGGCUGUUCAAGCCUGCAUCGAUUGUGCGUAUAACCAGAAAAUGGUGUUCUCCUUCCUGAAACAAGGCCAUGGUGGGGAAGUGAUCUCUGCCACAUUUGACUGUGAACAGCACACGUUAAACCUGCCAGCAGUAAACAGUGUUGUCUACGCCCUGCGCUUCCUGGAGAAGCUGUGCCACAGUCUGCGAUGUGAUAACCUCUUUGGGAAUCAGCCUUUCAGUCAGAUCAGUGCAGCCAAUCACAACAUGGUGGAGUACGGAAGCGACCGGUUCCUGCCAGGCAAAAAUGAAUCAUCAGAGGCAGCUGUUCAGGGCCCAGGAAGAGGGACAAAAAGAUACACGCAAGAUUCCCCACCGUUCAGUGCACCUCUAUCACCCAAACUACCAAAAACCGAUAGACAUCCUUCAGAAGCUGAAACUUUUAUAUUGGAGGAUGUGCACCCAGGUCCCACGGAACACCGGCUAGAUCCCAUGGAUUCGGCCCUUAAUUCAGUGAAUUCGUCCAGCCUUCCGUGUAGGAAUUCCAGGGAUUUCCGAGCCUAUCGAUCUCUGCAUCACUCAAUGAGCCUAACGCAAAGUAAUACGGGAACCUUGCGACAGCUUAGUUCUGGGGGUUCUGACAGGUUUAUGGGAGCACGGGAUCCACCUCGUUUGAUCAGCAGAGAUCCAACUAGCUGGACUGUAGAGGAUGUGAUGCAGUUUGUUCGUGAUGCAGAUCCACAGUCUCUGGGACCUCACGCAGACCUGUUCCGAAAGCAUGAAAUUGAUGGGAAGGCAUUGCUUUUGUUGCGGAGUGACAUGGUGAUGAAAUAUAUGGGACUGAAGCUGGGGCCAGCCUUGAAGAUAUGCUACCACAUUGACAGACUGAAGCAGGGAAAAUUCUGAUUUUGAACUCAUCGUAUCGGAACGUACUCGGAAACUACUAAACUUCCAGAACGAGCCACUUGCCUGGCCCCUAAUGAAAGGAGCACAUUAAUGGGGAUUUACUCACUCUGGCUCAGCAUUCAAAUGCUGUGUGUCUUUCAGCAAAACAGUGAUACCAAUGAAACAGGAUUUUUUUUCGGUGCUUUGAAUCACCAGUGAGAGGAAAAUCUUUGGACUUACACAUUUGUUAUGUAAAGGCUGCAGCCCACAAUGAAACGUAGCCGCUCUGAAUUUUCAGUAUUGGAUAUGAGAGUCGCUAUCCACCUGGCGUGAAACAUUUUAGGAAAAUGCUCUGGAUAUUGCUGUUGCGUAGCAGUUUUAUUUCAUUUUACAAGAUUCUUUCAGUUAUACAUUGCUUAUUCCUCUUUACAGUGGGACCGGCUGUAUGUUAUACAAGCAUUUCACUGUGAUUGGCAUCUGCUAGUGACCAAGAAUCACUUUAUGCUAUUUGGCUGUGUCUCUCAUGUAUUUUAAGUGCUGGAAGGAGUUAGUCAGACUCAAAAGCAGUGAUGAAGCAAUGCCAUUUAUUUUUCUUCAGUUUGCUCCAAACAGAGAAGAAAAUUUUAAAAGUAAGUUAAAGGAAUUUUUUUUAUAUUCUAUAAAUCAAGCCUCUGAACCAAGACUCUGAGGAGAAAAAUAGGGAAGGUGGUGUAAUUCCUUUAAUGAUGGAAAAAGUCAGUAUUCUUUUUGUAGCAAGAAUCUAAUUUCUAUACGACACACUAUGUACAGUCCUUUUUUCUUUUGCUAAUACACUUGCUUUAUUUUAUUGUUUCCUCAUUUUUUGUUACCAAGUCUGAAAUUUUGUACAAGAUGUUAUUUAGCAGAAUUGAACAUGUGGCAUUUGUGGUUUCUAAACUUUUACAUAUGGCAAACAUCCGAUCAGAGUCAUUAAUAAUGCAAACUAAGUCAAUCUGAGGAAAUUCAUAAUUUAAAUGGCCUUUUUUUGAAAGAAAGAUCUAUGUUUUGAAAAUUCCUCAUUGUCAUCCACCUCUCGUCCACUCCCCACCAUCUGAAGAUAAUUGCUGGGAUACAGUUUCUAUCGGUGCCGGUCACUCUCUGCUCCUCCACCUCCCCACCAUUUAUGACAUUAGCAGGCAGUUUGACUUUUGGAGAUGUUACAUUGAAGCUCAGCUCUGUAUUCACCCAUGUACCCUUUCCAGGCGAUGCCAGUUUAUAAUCGAGAAUUGGAACGCUGAUUUCCCUUCACCCUCCAAGCCCAGAGUACCAAAAGUCCUUUGCAAAAUACAGAUCACCCACCCAAGUUGAGAUGGCUUUAUCGUAUGCACGUUGGAAUUCAUUGCUGGGAUCUCCUUCUUUGUGUAUGUUACAGACCAACUGGAUUACUGGGGAAAUCAGACUUAACUGUUAUAAAUUUGUAAUUAUGUGACUAUUCCAGUAUUGUGCAGAUUGUACCCCUGAGGGAAAAAUCAGUAAUGCUCGGAAAUGAACAUGCUGUUUGUACUGAAAUAAAAGGAAAAUGUUACUGUUGCUGGAACUCUUAAAUAAAAGCAGAAAUUGCCAGAGAAGCUCUGUAGGUUUGCCAGCAUCGGUGGAUAGAGAAACAGAGUUAACAUCUUGAGUCCCAAUUUUGAAUUUAAAAUUGAGCAAGAGCCUAAAGACUCAUAUUGUAUUUGAAAUGUCAGCUCUGUUUCUCGCUCUACAUGCUGCCAGACCGGCUGAGUUUCUCCACUAAUUUCUGCUUUUAUUACUGGUCAUAUGGGCCCCAGACUAAAGUACACAACAAGGCCAGGUUGUCUCAUUUACCAGUUUUUACAUGUUUUCUUUCUGGAACAGGAACAGGUCAUUCAGCCCAUCUGGUCAGUGUCUAACAGUUCACACAAUUCUCUGCCCAUCCCUUCUCAUUGUAACUCAUCAGUCUGUCUUCUAUUGCUUUCUCCCUCAUGUGUUUAUCCAGCUUCCCCUUAAAUACAUCCAUGCUGUUUGCCUCAAUUUCUCUGUGGCUUGGAUUAAAUGCUCCCUUCUGGCCUGUGAGGUUUGAAGGUUGAGUGGGUACAAAUUCGGAGGUUGGAGGUCCUAGAUACUGCAAAGACAAGAUUCUGGCAAUAAUAUUGAAGACUUGUGCUCCGCAUCUUGCCACACCUCCACUCACCUGUUUGUGUGCAGCUACACCAUCUACAGACAAGGUGGAAAAUUGCCCAGCGAUGUCUUGUACGCAAAAAGCAGGCAGGACAAUCCACCCUGGCCACUGCCAAUCAUCUUCCCUCGAUCAUUAGUAAAGCGAUGUCAUCAACAGUGCUAUCAAAUAGCACGCACUUAGCAAUAACCUCCUUACUAAUGCUAGGGCCACUCAGCUCCUGACUUCAUUACAGUCUUUGUUCAAACAAGAACAAAAGAGUUGAAUUCCAGAGGUGGGGUGAGAAUGAAGCCCUGAUCUCAAACCCUGAUAUAUCUGAUGGAGUGUAGCAUCCAGGAACCCUAGAAAAACUGGAAUCAAUGGGUAUCAAGGGGAAACUCUGUGCUGGUUAGAGUCAUGCCUGGCAUAUAGGAAGAUGAUUGAGAUUGUUGGAAGUCAGUUGUCUCAGCUUCAGGACGUGACUGCAGGAGCUCCUCAGGGUAGUAUCCUUGGCCCAACCAUCUUCAGCUGCUUCAUCAAUUACCUUCUCUCCAUCAUAACAUCAGAAGUUGAGAUGUUCACUGAUGAUUGCACAAUAUUCAGCACCACUAGUGACUCCUAACAGUAUCCUGGCUUGGGCUGACAAAUGGCAGGUAAUGUUCAUGCCACAUAAAUGCCAAGCGACGACCAUCUUCAAGAAGAGAGAAUCUAAUCAUUAUCCCUUGACAGUCAAUUGCAUCUCCAUCACUGAAUCCUCCAAUAUCAACAUCACAGGGGAGGGGAGGUUACUAUUGACUAAAACCUGCAUAGAACUCACCAUAUCACUGCAGUGGCUUCGAGAGCAGGUCAGAAGGUGGGAUUCCUGUAGCAAGUAACUCACCUUAUUACUCCCCAAAGCCAGCCUAAGAUGUACAAGGCUCAAGGAGGCUUGUUAUUGAAUACUUCCCAUUUGCCUGAUUGAAGGCAGCUUCAACAACACACAAGAAGUUUGAUACCAUCCUGGACAAAGGAACUCAUUUGAUUAGCACGAUAUCCAGAAAUGUCCACCCCCUCCACCACCAAUGCUCAGUACCAAUAGUGUAUAUCAUCUACAAGCUACACUUCAGAAAUUUACCAAGGCUUCUUACACAGCACCUUCCAAACCAAUGAUCACUUCCAUCUAGAAGGACAAGGUUAGCAGACACACGGGACACCACCCCCUGCAAGAUCUCCUCCAAACCACUCACCAUCCUGACGUUGAAACAUAUUGCCGUACCUUCACUGUUGCUUGGUCAGAAUCCUGUAACUCCCUCCCAAAGGAUAUUUUCAUUGUCUUUAUACUGCACAGAUGGGGCAGUUCAAGUAGAUAGCUCACCACCAUCCUCUGAAGAGCAAGAAGGGAUGGGCAAUAACCAGCGAUGCCCAUAUCCAAAGACAGACUGUGGGGUCUUGGCCCGAAACGUCAGCUUUUCUGCUCCUGAGAUGCUGCUUGGUCUGCUGUGUUCAUCCAGCUACACACUUUAUUAUCUUGGAUUCGCCAGCAUCUGCAGUUCCCAUUAUCUCUGUAAAAAUAAAGACUGUUUUACCAGCUGUAGGGAAUCAGGCAUGCCACCCAUUGAUGGCGCAAUUAAGGUCCUUAUUUGUCCAGCUAAUGCCCACUUAUGGGCCACAUCCUGCCACUGACCAUUAGUGGACGGGGCUUCUGCCAAGCAUUCAGUACAGCAGCUUUCCCUACACUAUUGACGCUGAAUUACUGACUGAAGUUCUUUAAUGGCAGCAAGACUCUGGAAGUUCUGCAAUUCUGCUUUCUGUGCAGUUUGGCAAAUGCUGUCUAGCAGAUUGGAUCUUUAAAAGGCCUCAAACUUGAUCCCAUUGGAGGAUGUCCCCUACCCAGAUGUACCUGGAUAGGUUUCUCUUCGUCACACCCCGACCCUCAAUGGUUUCUCCAACAUCGGCCCCUCCAUUCCUAUUUUCCCAUCUUUCUUGGAGGUCAACCAGCUAGGCCCCAACAAGACCUCUUCACUGGCUGCAGUGUUGGGAGCAGGUCCUCCUAUAGCUGAAGUGACCCUUCAACUUAAAGAACAGCCUAACUUGCCACUGUUCUGUAGACCAGCCCUUAGGGAGGUUUUAGUGGUGGUGGGGUAGGUGGGGAGUGUCGGCAGGCUCCUGUGAAAUCCAACUCCCUUUUGCUGCAUGUUGCAGCACCUAAUUACCAGAGGAAAACAAGGAGCUUGUUUUUAAAUCAUCAACUUAACAACGUGGACACCAUUCAGAAUGGGAGAAGGUUGUUGAUGUUCCAGUUUGUUACUGAAGUGUGUUCAUUGAGCAAUAUAACAUAGGCUGAUUACCUGAGGGAGGUAUUUGACACUCCACUGCUGGUCUGUUUAGCUGCUAUUUCCUUCCCUGCCUUGACAAGAAAAUAAAGUUUCCUCCAGAACGCCGCAGAGCUGCGGUGACCACAAUAAGUCCUGAUGCAGUGGUAGGAAAGACAUAUCAAAUCCUGAUGUGGAGGUGCCAGUGUUGCACUGGGAUGGAGAAAGUCAGAAGUCACACGACACCAGGUUAUGGUGAAAUUAAAAGCUUUCGGAGCACUGCUCCUUUGUCAGGUGAACGUUCUGAAAGCAUUUUGAUUUCACACGACACUGUUGGGCUGUAAUCUGGUGUCGUGUGACUUCUGGCUAUAUCAAAUUCUGAUCAAUGAAUAGCCACCAACUUUGAAGAGAAACAGAAUUUAAGAAGAAACAGAAAUAAUUUAUAUUGUAUGUGAUCUUCAAUAAGGUUUUUGCCUCCAAUCACUCACCGUGUAUAAAAUGUGAGUUUGGCUGUUUACAUUAUUACCUGUAGUUUAUUUUGUCCAUCUCCUUUGUCCCUCCUCCCCCAUUUUAUUCCUGUUUUAUGAAGUAACUGAUCAAAGCCCUGAAACUAAUUAAAUGUUGUGUUUUAUUUGACCAGAGACAGUUCAGAGUCAGCAUUUUCUAUAAUCUGAUAGCUCAAAUGUCUGCAGAGAAAUCGUUCAGGAAGCCUUGCAUGGGGAAUAUGUUCUAUACUUGGCAUUAGAGGGAUACAUGGUUAAUUUCUUGUCUUAUUUUUAAGGCCAUUUGUUGUAGAAAUUAUUCCUUUUCAAGCUAUACCCAAUGAAAGGUGUUAAUAAAGAUGAUGCUGUUCAUUGACCAAUUGUCAUAUAAGUAGAUGGUGACUUUCACACUUUAUUACAGAACCUUUAUUUUCUCCCGCCCUGUUGUCUACAUGUGGAUAAAUUUCCCAGUGAGCUGUUAACACCUUGAAAACCUGCAACAUUCUGACUCUAUCAAAUGCCAAUUGAGAACAAAUGUCACCUCAGGAAAGAAUUAGCUCAAGUAUAACCCAUCACACAUGGCCAAAAAUAUUGUCAGUGACUUUUUUCUUAAAUGUAUUCAUGGGAUGUGGACAUCACUGGGUGGGCCCUAAUGACCACUGGAAGAAGGAACAGUCCCUAAAACAAUCCUCUUAAAUUUAGACACAAGUGCAUAACAUAAUGAAAGUAUUAACAUCAGUGUUAAAUUCCAUUUUGAAAAAACCAAAUAACAGAACAUUUGGUUUCAGUCACCAGUGUAAACCUGGGGGUGUAGUUAAUCUCAAUGAAUAUCCUAAAUUUCGGGAUAUAUUGAUAGCACUUCAUUGCCUGACUCACCAUAGCAGGUUUGAUUUGUACCAAACUUUUUUUUGUUACAAUGUGAUAUAAGAACAACCAGGAGGAUCUAAUAAGUGUUUUGCCUUGAUUGCCAAUCAGAGAUUUCUUGCUGACUUUAAGAACUGUAACAGCCAACAAAAAGCUAUUAAAAGACUGAAUAUCAUUGCUGCCAUUUAGCGAUAGUGUCAUUAUCCAUCAAAUGUGAUAAACUGUUCAGAAAGCCUCCAGGCAUUAAAUCAGUCUGUGCACUGAAGCUUAUUUCCUGGAAACCUUUUAAAACCAGAAACGCAUGGUGAAACAAUAAGCUAUUGACUGUGUAGAACUGAGGUUCUUUAAGGGCAGGAUGAUUGUGAAAGUUGUUGGUUGUGAAGUUUGACAAACACUAUCUGUGGUAGAACACUAUCCCCGGAGCCAAGUAUCACAUUCUCUUGGUCUUUCAGCAGCCCCCAGUAUGGAGUGCACCAGUCAGGCACAGCUACCAAUGCGAUACACUUGGUUUAACGAAAAUGUCAGUUUGUACAUUGAAUAUCAGUACAUUAAAUA
Messenger RNA from Stegostoma tigrinum, 9003 nucleotides. RefSeq names its product polycomb protein SCMH1-like. Gene Ontology annotation, cellular component: nucleus. Bases 791 to 2698 code for a protein of 635 amino acids. NCBI's taxonomy places the organism in Eukaryota, Metazoa, Chordata, Chondrichthyes, Orectolobiformes, Stegostomatidae. The record is from RefSeq and is a predicted model, not a curated record. Gene Ontology annotation, molecular function: protein binding. The transcript is spliced from 18 exons. Gene Ontology annotation, biological process: regulation of DNA-templated transcription.